Molecule: messenger RNA, 20217 nt
Organism: Psammomys obesus (fat sand rat)
Lineage: Eukaryota; Metazoa; Chordata; Mammalia; Rodentia; Muridae
Gene: Lrtm3
Product: coiled-coil domain containing 168
Exons: 8
Coding region: 1-20217 (6738 amino acids)
Source: RefSeq, a predicted model, not a curated record
AUGACAAAAUCGUAUCAUUUCUUUAAAAACAGAUUGGAGUCUGUAUUAGAUGAGAACACAUUUUGCAAAUUAUGGGACUUUCUAGACUACUGGAUUUUUAACAAUGCUUGGAUACCAAUCCUAUUUAUAGUUUUCCUAGGAGUUGCUUUUGAGAUAAUCCUUGUAAGAACUUGUGAAUUCUUUAAGAAGAAGCUUGAGCUAUGGGAAAAUGGUAGUUUGGGUUCUCAGAAGCAGAAUGAAGAUGGUUUCCCAAAAGGCAUGACAUUUGCUACAGAAAGCUGGUCAAUUACCCACUCAUCUUCAGCAGAAAGAGUUGAAACCCUUUCAGGACAAGUAACAACCACUCAUCCAUCUGAGGAGAAUGGAGAUAACACUAGUGAUAGAGUUUUUUCAUCCGAUGACUGUGAAUUUCAAGGAAGCCAUUUUUAUGAAAGUUACUCAUCUUCAGGUGGGACCAGUGCAUCUUUGUCAAUGUUUCACUCAGAAGUAAAGAAAAUUUUUGUAAGCCACAGGAAAGAACCACAAAGAGAAUAUCAAGCAAUACAAAUUUCCUCUAAUAAUUUAUUUUCAAUAAUGAAAACAAACAGUACAAAAAGCACAUUUCCUGAUGAUCUUAGGUUUCAAAACCCUUUUAAAACUACAAGAGACAAGGAUCUCAAUGUGGCACCAUGCCCUCCUGUCCAUUUAUUUCUUUCUAGCAAUCAAAUUAGACAUGUGGAAGAAAACAUAAGAAGAAGAAUCCCUGUGAACCCCACGGCUACAUUGGUGAGGGAAGUUGAUUAUUUGCACCAUACAUCUCAGGAGCCAUCGAUUCAUAAUCAAUAUUCUAAUGAGGUGGUUAUUCCUGUGGAAGAACAAGAUACUUUCCUGAACCAAAAUGUCAUACAGAAUCAAAUGAUUCAUGAAGCACAGUUUACUAGCCAAAUCCAACAAUUUAUUCACAACCAAGAGUCAUUCAGCAGCCAGCCUGGGUUUGCUCAGCCUCCAGAUUUUAUAAAAAUGCCAUUUUCUAGCAGCACACAAGACCUCUUCCAGGCCCAAGAUAGAGAUCGUAAAGAAAAAAGCCAACAUUUCAUUCAUAUUCCGUGUAUUGUAGGAACACAAGACUCAACCCGGGGCAUAGAGUCUGAUGAAAGUUUCAGUGAGACCCAAUAUUCUGUUUAUUUUAGUGACCCAAAAGAGAUUAACUAUUUAGUCAAAGGGCAAAAUAGUGUUUUCCAGAAUGCUGAAUUUCUAUCUUUAAGUCCAAAGUCAUCUGCUGAAGCUGUUCCACAACAAAAGGGAAUGCCAGAAAGCCAUCAACCAAUACCUUCAUUAGAUUCCAACCAGUAUGAUGCAUGCAAUUCAAUGUCUCUUAAACCUACCAUUAAAAGGCAAAGAAAUAAGAAAAAGAUACCAGACAAUGAAAGAAAACUAAAUCUUAAAGUUCCAUCUUCGAAAGCAAAGAAAAUGUCUUGUUCACAGGUAUUUCCAAACAUAGUAUGUCACACUUUAGAAAAGAAGAUUGAAUUAAGACCCAAGAAGAAGAAAAUAGUAUACCAAAGGAAAAUAAUGGCAGUUAUAGCUUUGCAUCUUAUUUCCAUCUCUAAGCUUAUUACUUACCAUGUUAAAAAGUAUUUCUUGAAAAAUCUAGUGAUGGUCAUUCCAGACGUAAUGAAACAUGAACAUUUUCUACAGGAGCAAAAUGGGUCACCAGACACAGAGAAAAUCAGUUUUACAAGUUCUACUGAUAGAGGAAGCAUGGGUGUUAUUGAAAACUUAGAACACUCAUUCGCAGCCAACACCGAUGAACUGGCAGCUCCUUGUUCAUUAUUUGAAACAAAUGGAGAGAAGAAGGAGUCUAGUGAGGACUCAGUUCAGCAGGCAUUUGACUUGAACAUUCCAAAGCAUGAGGGGCAUUUAGAAAUGCUAUCAGAGUCUUCACAGAAAGAUGUGUUGUUUCCCAAUACAGAAUUAAACAGAAGAAUGAAAGUGCAAAAGAACGGACAAACUACAGAGAAUGUAGAUGAGUUAACAGUCAGUAUACCAAACACACAAAGGUGCUUUCCAAAAGACAAAAUACAGCAAGCCAAAAAUUCAAUGGAAAUCAUUCUGAACUUUUCAGGUAUCAAUUCACUUAUUGCCCUAGGAUCCCAGCAGCAAGAAAAAAAUGAGUUAAAAGACAUAACUUUUCAAAUAAUUACAGGAAGCAUAAAUUUGAAGGAAGAAGAACCAUUGAUGACUAGUAUUACAGAAUACGGUAAACCAAGUGACAGUGAAAAGCUGGAAUGCAACACAAGAACCAAUAAAAAGAACAGACAUCAAGAUGAAAGGAUGUCAGAAACCUCUGAGAAUGCCACGGAGGCUACCAUUUCUGAACCCUUUGAUAUGGAACUAUGUAGCAGAUUAAAAGCCAAGGCAGACACACCAACAAUAAAUUGUAGUCACUCUGCACUCAAGCAAGAGAAACUCCUGGAUAAAAAGAAAAUACAGGAAGUAGAGCAUCCUGAUAAGGGCUCUAUAUGUAGAAAGCCAGAAAAGUGUGACAGAGAAAGAAAAGAAAGAGAAACAGUUCCAUCACUGGCAGACUUUAGAGUCAUUAUAUGUCUGAAACAAAAGGACAAAUGUGUCCAAUUUAAAAUGGAACAGAUCCAAUCAGAAAAUAGAACAAUUCAAAGUGAAGAGAAAGAAGAGCAGCCACGAACUAGUUCUACACAGACAGUAUGGAAGACCAGCUCAAGUCCUUCAACUGAUCCACUACAAGUUGAGAAAAUAAAGCAAAGGACAGUCAAACCUACCGACAAAGAAUGGAGUGCAGAUCCUAUGCGCCCAUCUUUAGUGCCAGAAAACUUGCCUAUUGGUGAAUAUUUAAUUAAAACAACAGAAUGUAGGGUCCCGUUUAGUGGAUAUCCCACAGAGACAUUGGAUGGUCACAUUCCAGAAGACAAAGAAGAUUUGAAAAAGGACUUAUGUGCAGUUGCCAUAAGACCUUUCAAAACCAGAAAAAAAUCAUCAGGAACAAAAAAUGUACUCAGUGUCAGGCACAGAAUCACAAAAGUGAAGAAACCUGCAUUUUUCCUGAGGUUUUGUAUCACUCCAUAUGACACUCUGAACCACAAGAGAAAAAUAGGAGACAGCUUUGAAAGCAUCAUUAAACAAAUGCUGCAUAAUGCAAUACUGGCACAUGGGCUUCUGAAUGUUCACCCUCACAGGUAUCUCAUUCCUAAUAAAAAAGCAAAUAUAAAAAUAAUACCCCCAAAACCUCAAGUUGAAAAGAAAGGAAAUAGUUUAGAUGUCCUUACUAAAGAAAGCAAAGCUGUAGAUACUCUAGAAGUUCAGCUGUGCUGUGGUAUGAAAGUACUGAAGCAAGCGCAACCAGAGGUGGCGGCUCAGCGGAAGAGGAGCUUCGGAUGUGAUGCACUUCCGCUGGAAGAGAGUGAAACAGAGAAACAAGUGUUUCAAGCAGUAUCUUUCAAAGAAGCAAUUAAGACAAUUGACUCACUGAGAAUGGAUUCAUUUUCUGUUGCAAACAGGAAGAACAGCACAUCUACACAAACAGAGCUCAAAUUUUCUGAAGAAUUAGAGUUGGUUCCUCCAACAUCAGAAAAAUUAGCAAUGGGAGACUCUCUGAGCCAAUCAAGAGAAAGUAAUAUUCUAAAUAGUGGGAAUGAUACAAGAGAAAUUAGUUGUAGUUUUACCCAAAAAGUUUUCUUGUGGUCUUUAAAUUACUACAUGCCUGUUUUGACGCACUCUAAAAAAAAGAAAGACCGAACAAAAUUCACAAAUACAAGUGCAGCAAAGUUCAAGUUUAUGAAUAAGAUAAAACCACCAGCUUCAAAAACAUUCAAUAUCACAAGCAAUAAAAAGUCAAAAUUGGACCACAAGACCAAAUUUAAAAAGAUAAACCAAGCUAAAGCACUUUUACCUGAAUGUCAAAACACUGUUUGUUUAUCCAUCCAUAGCAGAUUGCAAGGAGGAUUCUGUUACGCUCAACUAAAGCAACGAGAAUUAGCAAACAAAACAUGUGUUUUUGGCAUUGCUGAGAGUAGUGCAAUACAUGAUAGAGAGAAAAACCUUCAAGAAGAGAAACAAGCAGCACUUUGCCAUGGCCAACACCUGUGGGCUGGUGCAGAUCAAAGCAAGGAUACUCUCUUCAAUGAUCCAGACCCAUCUCUUAUCUCUUUAAGUCAAGAACAACUUGUUAAAACUCAGAGUGUAAAGUGCCAAAAAGAUUUCCUGCAAAGUACUUUGGAGGCCACUUUACAAAUAGAUCCCACAGAAUCUGAAGGAUUACAAAAAACUACCAAAACAGAAAAUGACAUAAAAUUCCCUGUAGUUCCUAAAAUUUUAUCUCCCAAAGCAGGGAACUCUUCACCUAGUGAAUUUACAAACAUGACAGAUGAUGAUUUAGAAUUUGACAAAAAUUCUGAAAGUGAACUAGAUUCAUAUCCUGUAGAAAAAGAUUCAGAGACAUCAAUAAAUCUGCAGUCUUCUGAUUCUUUUACAAGAUCCUUUGUUUCUAGACCUAAAAGGAUGAGAAAAGCACCAAGAUCAAAGAAGAAGAUACCAGUGAAUCAGAGACGUAGAGCUAUGGGGGAAAUAAAACCAUCAUGGACAGUUAACCUCAGGUACAGCAAAAAACUAAAACAAAACAAAGAAAUGAAAGGUCCACAGCAAAAGUGUAACAUAGAAGUUGCCUGUUUAGAUGUCAUUCAUUCCAACGUACAUAUUUUGCCCAAUAAAAACAUUAGAAAUUCAAAAACAUGGACAGGUGAACAGAGAAUAAGAUUUGGUCAUAUGCAACUAACGCAAGAGAAGUCACCAAAUGAAAGAAGUGCACAGUGUCCAGAUUCUGCUGAUGCAAGUAGUUCCUCUAGCUUGAAAAACUAUAAAGAGGAGAAAAAAGAGAAACUAGAAGACUUCCUGGUCUCAGAAAAUAGCCCAGGCCUUAUAUUUGAUAUGUAUCAAGAAAAAGACCAUGACCUUGUUAGUUCAUACAAACAACUGGACCCACGAGGGAGAGCAACCACUCAGGUGCAACCACAAACACCCACAGAAGCAAUUUUGUAUUCUACAACAUGCCCCAUCCCAGAGGAACUUCAAUUAGAAAAGCUACAGGGCUGUUUCAGCAUGUUCCCUCUGAAGGUUGGGAACGCCAAGGACAAGGCAUUAUCUGAAAAACAAUGUGAUCUAUCUAAUGAGAGACUACACAAGGAACAGGCUGGUAACAGUGAAAAGGAAGCAAAGGAACUAUCAGUCUCAUACACUAAUCCAGACUAUCGUGGGGAAAUGAAAUGUGACUCAACCGAAAUGCAAGGCAUGAAUCAGGAAAAAAAAAUUGCAGAUGAACCUUCCUCUUCAUCAAAUGUAGCACUGGAUAUUAAUAUAAGCAGCAAGAUAGAAAUAGGAAAAGGCACACUAAGGGAAAAAACACUCCAUUCUAUACAAAUGAAGGCAGAGACAUUGCAUCAUGAAGAGACGAUUACUACAGAUGACAUCAAAGAAAUUGAUAUUCAAAAUAAGGAAGAAGAGAAAAAGAAUGACAACACAUUAUUAAAAUCACUCCCACAAGAUAGCCAACAUUUUGCAUAUUGUUCAUAUCAAAGUAGGGGACCUAAAUCUCAUAAAUUAGGAAAACAAAGAGGGAGGAACAUCCUGUCCAUUGUAGAACGAAGUAUCACAAAGAAGAAUCGGUGGGCAGAUAUAACUCGAAGAGAAUAUGACAUGUACAUAUCAAAUUCAAAGCUCCCUCCCCUAAAACCAGGAGACUCACAAAUUAAUAAAAUUAAUACUGAUAGAACAAAAUAUGAAAGACCAGCCGAUGGAACUCAUGCACAGGAACUGAAUAGUUGGGAUAGAGUGGAAAGAAAAGGGCUUAAAAAUUAUCUACAAGCAACCAUCCCAGAGAUUUUGAAUCUCACAACUUCUGAUGUACCAAAAUCUAAAAGGCAAAGCAAGGUGUCUACAUGCAAAGCCUUACAAGGUAAAAUGUGUUCAACUGGUGUAACUAUGAAAGGAAGAAAAACAUCUGUUUCAAAGGUAUUAACUAUUCCACAGUGUAGUCAAAGAAAAAAUCUACUCCCCAAAACCUUGAAAUCACAGAUUUCUGGAUUAUUAACACAUUCUGAUGUCUUACCUGAUAUUCUUAAUAUAAUCAUAUUGAAAGACCCAACAGCAGAGAAAAACAAAAGAUUAUUAACCCAAGAAUUGACAGCAACAAUGUUAGAGUCUUUGGGUUUCUCCACACCCAUAUCUAAAGAGAGAGAGAAUUUUAAAUUCAUGGACAAGAAAGAUGAAAUGAGUACUAACUGUGUAACUGUUAAAGCAAGUAAGACAACAGUCUUCCAGACACUUAUUCCUGCAGGAUGUGGAACACCAAAACAAAGUAAGCCCAUGGCAGGUUCAUCGCUAAAUGCCAUCUUCUCUCCUAUGCCCAUGUCUCUGAAUGUUAGCGCAUGGAAUGGGGUAAAAGAUGAAGACAUAACGUGGACAGUGAGAUUUAGUCGUGAGCUUCCUGACCAGUCAGUGCACGAGGAGAGAACUUGCCAUACACACUCCACGGAAAAGGAUAAUACAUCAAAUGACACCAAAGAUGUAAAAGGUGAAGGUGAUGAGAAGGGCCCACUGACUUCCCAACACUUCAGUUUCAGUUCUCAGAAUACAGCAGGGCUUAAUUCUGUGCAAUCUGAUUUACAACUGGUUAAUUCAGCAACAUGGCCAGAAUUAGAGAAACUUCUAUAUGAUGGGCAAGCACAGCCGGUCAAUGUGAAUAACCUACAAAGCAGCAUGGUAGGCGUAAUGUCUCCACUUCUAAAUCUAGAGGAAUCUCAAGUUGGCCCCAUACCACAUAACAACACCUGGGAUGGAAAUCCCAGGAUAAAAUGUGACUACCUUAUUUCUGAACAAAAAGCAUGGACUCAAAGAGGCUUAACAGCAUUGGAGCCCAGCUCUAUGUCACCUGAAUACAAAUGUGAGAGCUGCACAUUAGAGUUUCCAGGUAAAAGAGAUGUGAGUCCCAGGGCAAGACAAGUUUUAAGGUUGCUUAAUAUUACAAGGGGUUACACGGGAUUCCAUAGGAAGAAAAGGCACUAUAAUAGUAAACACCAUUCGAGAAACAUGGGAUGCGUGGGAGAGACACUGCUUCACGCUGCUGAAGAUGCUGUGAGUUGUCCACUCAAAUUCCUAACUGGUGAACUUUCACUUGAUACAGCAGCAAAGGCUGAUUUUUAUAGCAGAAUACCACAAAAACCUAUGGCAAAGGGAAAGGCAAAAUUGCAAGCAAACUUUGCCACAACUUUCUUGGGACCUUAUAAUUUUUUUAUACCUGUUUUGUUUGACUUUGAAAGACAGGUAAACAUAAUUAAAUUAUCAGAAAGUGAAAUUAUGUUGAAUCAGAGAUUUUCAACUAGGAAGAGAAAGAAACCACCAAUGUCAACGAUAAUUAAAAUAAAUAGAUACUUUAUCACAAAUCAUAAGAAAUUGAAAUUAAGAAGAAAAAUGAAAGUCAUAUGGCUCAGUGAAAAAAUAACUGAUAUACCUCAAAGCACUGUUCACAUCAUAUCAACUAUCUCUAACAGGAAAAGUAAAUUCGAAGCAGAGGUAAGUUUGAGAAUAUCAAAGUUUACCCAAACACAGCCAACACAUGGGGAGUCACCAGUUGAAGCCAUAGCAGAGUAUGAUGAUUCUGUUGACAGAGGUGAAAACAACAUACAAGUCAUCUUGGAAAAUCCACACACAAACGUGAAGAAAUCACACAAAAUCAGUGAGCCAGCUCAUCGUACUACCAAACAUGGUAAAAAGAAAACUGGCUUGUCUUGUUUAAAAGAAAAGUCUUUAUUUUAUUUGACAGGAAUUGCCACUUUGAUUGCCAAGCAUUUAGUUGCUUCCAAAGAAUUUAAAAACAUGAUUGGUAGCAUGAGCAUAUCUAACCUGUCAGCCUAUAAAGGUAUACCUAAACAGAUACCGGGGUCAAUGGAUUCACAGUUAGCUCGUGAUGGAAGCCAUGCUGCUUUAAAAACAAAUGUGGCACAGGACUUUAGAACCCCAGAGAUAAAAGAAAAUUGUGAGGUAAAUACAGAUAUAAAAUCCAUCUAUACGUGUAUGCCAAUUCAACAUAUAAAAACAGAGUCAUCCCAUAAUAUAUGGGACAUGUAUGGGAAAUCUACAAAAGGAAAUGACCUUUUGCAAAAGGACAAAGCAAAAAUGAAGAGGAAAGGAGAGUUUGAACAGCCGAUUUUGUUUACAAUAGCUUCACAGAGUGUUCAGCCAUUUGGAGCAGAUCAAAAGAAACAACCUGAUCCUUUCAAACCAGAAGCAUUUUCAGCUAACACAGUGCACCACAAGGAUAUCACACUUCAGAAAACAGCUAUUUAUUUUAUAGAUCAAGUUGGAGAAGAGCUUAGCAAAGAGGUUGCUCUUUCUUCUGAUGUACAUACUCUUCAAAUUGGAAGGCAGAACAAAGAAUUUAAAACAGAUUGGAAAACAAAGUCCAAGUCUUUUGCCCUGCCAAAGAAACAGGCAAAGCCUACUAUCUCAGGACCUACAUGGAGUUCUUAUGCCAGUGAAACUACCGACCCUGAAACUGUAAGACAAAAAAAUAAGGCAAAAAUAUCAAAUGUGAAAAGUACUAUGUGUGUCAAACAAAUAAAGCUGAAGGCAAAGAAAAUACCAGCUCCUCUACUUGGACAUGGAGACAGAAGCAAUAAAAAAGAACUGGGACAUAGUAUACAGCACCAGAACUCAUCAGAGCUGAGGAGAAAUGGACAAAACUUGGUGCUAAAAGUUAAUUUCGACUUGGGGUGCUUGAUAUCCCCAGUUGAAAAGCUUACCAGAGUAAAACUGGAGAAAGCCAAGCUGAAAGAAAGAAAAAACAUUCUUUCCCAGACAGUUCUGGAGAAACCAUCUAACCAAAGGCAAGCAUCAUGGUCAGGAUGUGUUGAUGUAUCUAGAAACCUAGAAGAACAUAUUAAAAAGGCACAUGAUCACUGUACUUUGAAGGACAUACACCAGCAAUUUAUGCAACAAUUUUGGGUUAAGUCAGAACACCCUUGCAAACUAGAAGAUUUACAAAGAAAGAUGAACUCUGAGUUACCUUCACAGAAAGAUGAAACUGAUAACCUUGCACUAGAUACCUCAAGAGCUAGAGGAGGAACAAACAUCUACAGUGAUUAUUACAGAAUGACAAACCAAUUCCUAAGAAAGCAAGACAUUACACCAUCAGGUCUAGAGAAGACAGGAGGACUAAACAUAACGGAUAAGCCAUUAGAGUCAAAGGAGUCGUCGCUUAGUCCCAAGCUUAUGGUACAGCAACAAAACCUUUCCACAGAUCCUCUUCUGGGAUCUAUUUCCUCUCAUGUACCACAUCAACCUCAUACUGAAGAGCCAGAGGAAGACAUGAAAAUAAGUGACAAAAUCUUAAAGAAUUCGACCCAACAGCUGAAAAAACUCUCAAGUGAAGAAUAUAUUUCAGGAAUGGAUUACAUGCCAAAAAGUAUUGAAAAACUACUCUUACUUAUUAAAGAACAGGAAAAGAGAAGGAAAAAAAGUAGAGGGAGUAAAAAAAUUGAAAUAACAGAAGACAUAAAAACGAGAGCACAGUUUAUCAACACAACAAAGAACAAUGGUAUGUUCAGGCAAAGAGAAGAGCCAAACAGGAGUAUGGCCACAUUGUGGAGACAGCAAAGGUGGUGUGUACAAGGGAUCAGCCUAGACUAUGUUUAUACAGAUGAGUUUACUUCUAAAGUUAUACAACAAAACAAAAAAACAACAGCUUUCAUGGAAAGUGUCAUGUAUCACAAAAGAGUAAAAAUGAAGGUGAGGAGGACAGCUUCUGGAAGGCUACUUAACAUCACAGGAUAUGGAACCCAUAGCUACAGAAAGGAACUAAGACAUAGCAUCAAUACAGAGAAGGAGCUGCCUCAAGAGAAAACUGUGGCAGACUUACUUUGGAAGAAUUUUUGUUAUUCUGACUACAUCGCAUCUCAAAUAAAAACACUUACAGAAAUAAAAGAGGGAAAGGGCAAACCACAAAGGCUGAAGAAAAUGAAUAAAACUAAAAUGUUAUCUGUGCAAUCUCUUGAUAACAAUUCAAUAUCAAGCACUAUCAGAAAAUCAACACAAUAUAUUAGAAAGCUAAAAGAACACCAAAUGGUUUUACUAGAUAUUAUCCCACAAAAUAAAGAUCAGUUAAUGACUGGCCAACAGGUGGAGGAGCUAAGACAUAUCAACAUCCAUGCCCACUUAGAAAAAGAAGCAUACCGUGUCGUGUUUCCAGACACUGGAGAAUCUGAUUACAGUGGGCUCGAGGAUCAAAGACACAGAGCUGGUACAGAAUUUGAAUUCUCCACUACACAAAGAAUAAAACAAGGAGUUUUGAAAGACCCCAUCAAACAUGCAUUCUCAGCUCCACCCAGAAGAGGAGAGCCCAAAAAGACAAAUAUUUCAAGUUCCAAAGGACAUGACAGAUUUCUCAUGGAGCUGGAUACUUUCCAGAAAAAGACAUGUAAGGUACAAGAACUUCUUGAACAAGAAACCACCUCCAGGAUAGGCUUGGGGCCUGUUACCUGCCCAGUUAGCGAGUCCUUUGACUUGGAAAAUGCUAAGGUACCUAAGGAAGUGGGAAUGUAUCAUAGCAUAAAAAAUAUUUCCCAUCUAUCUGGAAGAGAAGGAUUAAGGAAAACUGACACAGAACUAGGUUCCAAAGUACAGGCAUUUAUUUGCACAGAUCUAGAUGAUUUACACAAAACAGGUAUACCUCAGAGAGACUCUUCAAAGUCAGAUCACAGGCCUAGAAUCGUUCUGAAUUCUGUACAUUGCCACAAGAGGGCGCCUCUUCACACAACACCAGCCUUGCUUACAGCAAAGAAAGGCAGUGGUUACAGUGCUAAAGGUGUCAAAAUGGAUCUCAUGGGAAAAGAAGAAGCAGAGCCAGCUGACAGUCAAUUAAAAUUAAACAGACAGAAAGUGGACAUUUCCAAAAAACUGCAGGAAAAACAACUGACCAUUUUUACUCAGAACAAAGAAAAAAUUCUGGAAGUUUGUUUAUCUUGUAUAUUACAUCAACUUCAGGCCAAAAAUACACAGAAACAAAUAUCAGCAAAAGCAGUUCUAAGUUCAAAUGCUUUUAACACAGUAGUAGAAAAAACAUCUAGUGAACUUAACAUUGGAGAAGCAGAUUGGCAAGAAAGUGCAUGCAAGGCUUUCCCAAUGUCUAAUACCAACUCCUGGAUGGAUAUACACAGGAUUACACCACCACAGGUAAAGAAACCGUUAAAAGCAAUAGAGAAUCUGAACUAUCACUCUUUAAAUACAGAAAACAGAGAAGAGAAAAAAAGGAUACAAGGACAAAAGGACAAAAGGGUAAAAGGACAAAACCAGCAAUCCCCGUCAUUUUCCCUCAAGAAUUUGAAGAAACCUAUACCAUGCUCCCAAAAUUAUUCUUAUGUCCAGGCACAUUUAGAGCCUCUGACAAAGAAACCAUUGUCAGAAGUAGGCAAGGUGUCAGGCAUGACAAAGGGGCUAGACUUACCAUCUAAAGAUCAGCUAAGGACUAUGUGUGAAUGUAGACCAAAGCGGAUUUUCCCUGGAGUUAUUCAAGAGCAAACAAAACGACGAGAUACAGUGUUGCCUUUGGAGUCAGACAGUAAAACUACAAACUGCCCAAGCCUUUUGUUGUCUAAAAGAAAACAGUCAUCUGAUGGAAUACAGGUAAGUAAGUCAGUGUCAAAUGAUAGCUCAUCCAUGCUAAGAGUCAGCACAAAAAGCCUGCCGCAUAAAGCAAGUGAAAAGAAGCAAGAGGAGAUAGAUCUGCCUAAGCUGUUCUUACACUGUCUUUCAAUAUACAUGCAGUUUUUGUAUGAAAAUGAAAAACAGAAGGGCAACAGAGUUAUGAAAGACACAAUAUGGCCUAAAGGAAGAGUCCUAAACGUGAAGAAAUUAGAGCAUCCAUGCAGUAGUUCCACUGACUAUACCCCCAGCAAUAAAGCAGAACCACAGUGUUACAAAAAAGAAAAAAUGAUAUACGUGAAACACAGACAGGAUAAGUCAGGUUCAGUUGUAAUAAAAGCAUGUGACCCCAUCCCUUUACCUCACUUCAAACUGGAAAAAGAGAAAAUUGAUGUGCUUAUCUCAAGUAAUGUAAGACAAGAAAAACAUAAAUCACAGGAAGAGAAGAAUGGCAUAAAAGAAGGGAAGAUGAAGGGAAUAAUAGACUCUAAUAUUACCUUAAAGAUAAAGGAAUCAUUGUCUUAUCCAUCCCAUGAAAAGAAAUUAACUUUACUGUUUAAUACUAUAAAUCAAGGCAGGGUACAAGAAGAGCUAAGUAAAUCAGACAUGAAACAGACAAAAUCUUUUAUUUUGUUACCCUCUCUACCACAUACUAAUUUAAAUUCAAGAAUAAGAGUAGGAAAAGAUAAGUCAAGACUACUAAAGAGCUGCCUUCCACCAUUAAAGCCCCUGUUAUCUCUGAACAGCAGAAAAGUACCAUCUUCACAGGCAUUUAAUGGAGAUAAUUUAGACAAUUUAAUGGAAUUAAAGUAUCUUCCACAGAAGAAAGAAUAUAGAAAUAAUAUACUAGAUUUGAAAGAUAUAAUAGGCUACAUACAUAUUGCUCAAAAGGGUAAAAAGCCACCUUUUAAAUGCUUGUUCUAUGAAAAGGAACCAUGGCGGAACAAUAAAAUACCAAAAAAUAUCCGAGGCAACAAAAAUACUCUAAAUGUAGUUCAAAAUAAACCUUGGGAAUCAGUUCCUUCUCCACCUUAUCUGGAAUGCAAUCCUAAAAUAAUGGAAGCAUACUUACAAAGAAUAACAAAGUUCUGCCUUAGAUCGCCAGCAGUGUUAGAAUCUUCAGGUGCAAUAGAAAUGUGCAAGGAGCCAACUGAUAGUAUUUUAAGCAGUUUUGAAAAGGCAAAAUGUAGACCAUUGAAAGACAGAUUGCAGAUAGCUUCCAAUGAAGUGAUGCAUUCCAGGAAACUCUUUUUGAGACAGAAAUGUUCUUCAGCAUCACAGGAGUUACAAUUUAAUGUUGAAGAAAGAGCAAAAAAGAUGCAGGAAGAUAAACAAAUUAAAAAUUGGAACAAAUCUUUUAUAAGUUCUCUUCCUUACUCUGAAGCAGAUACAAAAAUAAAUGGAGAGGAAACUAUACAAAUAAGAACCCAAUCUUUUAGUGAUCACUCAAAGCUCCAAAGACCAUCAGAUAUAGGGGAAAGAAUUCAUAAAAAGUCCACCUUUGAGCCUGUCUUGAACAAUGUAAAACAUUCCAUGGAACAUGAAGUUCAGGAAAGAGAGGAGAGGACAAAAACAGAAAAAAACAUACAUUUGAAAGAAAAAUCAUUGAUUUCACAGAAAAUUCAGUUAGACAUCAAUGAGCCAGUGCAAGAGCUACAAAACAUUAAAGAGAAAUUAAAUGUGGUUGUAACUAAUGCCAGCACAUGGACAUCAUCUUAUGAACAGACAAAUACACAUGAAAAGUUGAGACAUACUCAGGAAAGAAAAUGCAAACUGGGUGAGAGUUUGACCUUGACAUCUUUACCUUACAAGUUAGACACAGAAAUAGAAGUAAAGAAAGAAACAUGGGUAGAAACAAGAUCCUUUUCUCCAUACUCAGAGAGUGUGGAAUCUUCAGAUGCAGAAAAAAUAAAUUAUGCAGCAUCUUCUUUGAAUGAUAUAAGUGAUUCAAAAAGAUCAAGAUUCAUGUUAUAUAAAGAAGAUGGAAAGAAUACAUUUGAGAGAAGCAUAAUGAAUCCCGAGGUCAAACAUGUGAACAUAAAGAAAUCACUCCUUUCAUGUGUACCCAAAAUAGAGAGAUUUAAAAUGAAUUUUGAAGAACAAAGUAAAAAGGAAGAAGGCAGUAAGGAAAAAGUCAUGCUUCUGAGAGAAACUUAUCCUGCCAUCACUUCUUCAGAUGUGUCUAAAUUAGACAUAGCAGAGGAAGUUGAAACAGAAAUAAUGCAAAGCCAUGUACCAUACUCUGUGCUACAAAAAUCAUUGCCUAUAGGACAAGCACAAUCUACAAAGACCAUUGAUAACUAUUCAACAAAAAGAAAACUAUAUCCACCAUGGAAAGAAGAGGAAGUACAAACCUCAGUCAUUGAUAGUUUGAUGCACCCACGUGGCCCAAUUUUUAAGACAAAGAUAUCUGCACCUCCUCAGGUGUCCAGGGUCAAUAAACACAGUACCCUGAGCAAGAAAAAGACUCAUAGGUGGAGUUGUAAUGAAAAAACAAGACCUAUACAGAAAAGAGCAAGAUACCAUAAUGUGGUUGCAACAAAAAGUGAUGCUUCUGUAUCAGUAGCUAUAGGGCACAUAGCAUCCACAAAGCAAAUUGCUAAAUGUGCAAAAAGGAGAAAACAGGAUUCAGAGCAAGAAGAAGUACAAACCCCACUCCUGGAUGGUUCAACAUACUGCAGUGGCAUAGUUUUAAAGGCAAAUAUAUCUGCACCUACUCAUGUGUUCCUUGUCAAUGAGCACAGUACCUCAAUGAGAAACAGUGAAGAAAAGACAAUACCAAAACAUGACAAAGUGAGACAGCCUACUGUGUUUGCAACAAAAAUUGCUACUUCCAUGCCUUCUUCAGACACUAGGAUGAAUGAACAAAAAAAUUUACUAGGAGAAAUACAAAUUUCUAUUCUACUACCAAAGAUUCAAGAUGUAUCCGUCUCAGACCAAAAGGUGUGCAUGGAAUCAUCAGGUUAUGUGUUAAGGAACAGAAAAGAACCAACACAAGAAGAAGAAAAGAAUAGACUCAAAAAAUAUGUGAAAGACAACAUGAUGCCCACAUCAAUAGAUGAAAAGGUGAAGAACUUACCACGAUCACAUACACUCACCAUCAAAGAGUUGCAGAGGAAAACCCAGGAAAAAAAUUUUGUGGAUCUGGCAAAUACAAUUGUAGAAUUGUCUAUAUCACAACUGCAGCUCAAGAAACUUUCAGGUUCACAAUUAGCUGAUAGAGAAGUUUACAGUGAAAUAAAAUUACUGAAAGAAUACAUGCCACAGAAAGAAAAAGUUGGUAAAGAAAAACAUGUGGUUAUGAACAGUAUAGUGCGCCCUAUGAAUAUAUAUUUGAAGAUCAAAAAAUCACCUACUCUACAUGUGCAGAAUUUGAGUGACCUACAGUGGAAAACUAGAGGGCAGGGGGAAAAGGUCAAAGAAGAUGGAAGUAAGCCAGAUGUAACAUUAACUAAAAAGUUGGCUAAGAUAUCCACUGCUAUGCCUCCCCAACCUAUCCUUACUUUGAAUACUGGAAUCAAGGAAGUAUGUACACCAGUGUUAAAAAGAUCCUCUGUUUUCAUAGGAUAUUUACAAAAACCAACAGAUUCUAAAGAAGGAAUUUACGUUCAGCCAAUUACCAGACAUACUUCAAUUAAUCUACAAAAUGAAAAACAACAUAUGUCAAAGGAAAAAGAAGCUGGAGUGCAAAUAGCAAAUAUCCUAACAAAUCACAAGUACCAAGAAAUGAAGGUGCAGAAACUUAAAGAUGAACAGGACUUGAUUUUGACUGAAUUUCCUUUAUCACCAGAUCUGCCUCAUCCCAAAUUGUAUGAGAAGAUAGAAUACAAUAACACAAAACAAAGACUUAGAAAUUCUGCUUUGCAGAGAAUAUCAACUGAAAAAAAAACAGUACCGAGAGAGGCCAUUGUUGGUGACUCCAUGAAAGAUGUUAAAAAAAAACAUAUGUAUCAGAGAGAAGAGACAUACAGAAAAGAAAUGACAGACAGAAGAGGCACGGAUGUAACUUUGAAGUCACGGAAAUCAGCUCUGUCUCAGAAGCUCCACAGAACAGAAUUACAUAUGCACAUUAAACCACUCAAAUCAAAGAAACUUGAUGAAGGUGUGAGUGAACCUCGAAUUUUAAGAAAAAUGUAUACUUCUAGAUCUACAACCAUGUGUAGAGGUGUACAAGUAGAUGAAGAAAGGCUAGAGAAUAAACCAUCUUUCCUACUCCCACAAAUGGUUCCAGCAUUAUCAGACGCAGAAAAAAUGACAGACAGAGAGGACACGUGUGAUCAUGUCAGAAAAGAAAAACAAUAUGAAAAACAUGUAAAAGAAGCAGUAGACUUGACAGUUGGAGUGCACUGCACAGCAGCACAGGUCUCGUCAAUUUCACAUCUUCUUAAUGCAAAAGAAUUUGUCCUGAAUAUGAAGGUUCUGGAGAAAAAAAUAUACAAAAACAAAAGUGAACUCGCUGUGGUUACAUCGCGGACUUUCAUGUCCAUACCAUCAGCAGCUUCUAGAUGUUCACAGGACGAAACACAAAAAGGCACAGCAGGAUUUACAAAAUCUUCCUAUCCACAUACUAUUAAGGCAACAGUUCACGACCUGCUACUGAAACAAGCCAGACCACAGAAGUCAAAGUGUACGACCAGUCCCCAGCGAAUAAGUGAACAUCGACAAGUAGAAUCAGAAUGUGAGUCAGCCUCCCCAUAUCACAAAAUUGAUCUCACAAGAUUAAGUACCAUAAAAGGGGAGGAAAUGCUGGACAUGUUCAUCAAAGGGCAAAAGGAUCAGCCAGAAAAAUGUGGAAAAGAACCUUCAACAAAAAUUGGAAAUUGGGAGAAAAAGGAAACCAAAGAUAAUUUAAGCCAUAAAGCAAAACCUAAGUUUCCCGUUUCUCCACCAAAGAAAUCACUCAAGGAAACAUUGAUCACAAGUGACACCCCUGUAUAUUCAAAAGUAUUUGUGACAGAGAGAGAACAGGAAACUGGUUUAGGUAAGUCUUAUAGGCCAAAGAAAGAUAGACAGAGCAAUGCUACAAUAAGCAAAAUGCUAACUCCAGAAAAGACAUCACUUGAAAAACUAAGCAUUGUACGUGUGAGUAAGUCUCAAAGAAAGGAAGAACAAAAUGUGAUCAUGAAAGUGCAAGGCACGUCUCUGUCCAAAAGUAGACAGCAGCUAAAGUCAGAAUCAUUUCCUUUUCUUAAUCUUCCAGUUCAUAGCAGAAAUCAGAGGACACCUUUACAAACAGAUGUAGAAAAGAAACAUGUAGUAUGUAUCAGUUCACAAAUAGAGUCAGGAGUACACAUGAGUACUACAGAGUUUAUUACCACAAGAAGGAAAAAAGAUUCACCAUCGAUUGUUCCAGAACAAGAACAGUGUGAUCUAGCAUUGUCUCAGAAGUCUCAUGACUCUCUACUGAAAUCUAGACACCUGGAAGAAAAGGAUGAAACUAACACAGUCUCCAAUGUAAAUUUGAAACAGAAAAAAUUAGUAAUGGACAACAAUUCUACUGUGAUUCAGAAAAAAAGGAAGUUCAAAACAGAUAGAAGCAGAGGUAUCAACCUAGGAGAGGACAAAAGAGAAAUGCAGAAGAGCUGUACCAUCAAUCUGGAGAAUAAAGCUAGAGAGAAGACCAGCAGCACUACACGCCAUGUUCUUUCUCCAGGAACAGAAGAAUUGCAGAACAAGUCUCAGGUAGUCACUCCCAAAAAGAAAAACUACCCAGCCCAGGAAAAGCUUAAAAAGGAGUUAGAUAUAUCUACUGUAAAGCAAAACCUUCAAGAACAAAAAUUUCUUCAAACAAUAAUUAUUGAUUUAUUGAGUACCUGUAUUCCUAUUUGUCUGAAAAGCCAGAAAAACAGAUUCACAGUAACAAACCUGAAGAGAGAAAUGAAACCCAAAUAUUUGACUAUGAGAAUCCCAAAGCACCCAAUUUCAAAGAUGCUUGGUAUCACAGGAUGCGGUAGUCCAAGCAAUAAAAAGAAAUUAGAAUAUGCCUUCAACAAACCUAAAACCAUGGUUCCAAGCAGCAAAGACACCUCCUUAGGAAUCAUCAUCAGAAGUCUUUAUGUUUCCAAAAUAAGCCCACCUUACAAUGAAGGAACAGUUCACUCAAAAACAAACCUAAAAAGGGAAAACAGAGUCUGUCAUUCUAAAUUCCAAGAGAAAUUACCAGAUGCUAGAAAAAUUAAGGACAUCAUAACAAUUCAAGGGGAAGCUGCUCCAGAAACUCUGCCCACAACACUUCAAGAUAAGAACAAUGAAAGCAAAACACUUGCAGAACAUUUGUUUCCCGCUUAUAAAGCACUUAAAAGUGUCUUUGAAUACCCUGUUGAAAAUAAGAUCCAAAACCAAGGUCUUUCUGAAAUACUGGAGCAAGUAGGAGCCUACCAGCCUGGUGAUGCAAAGGCAUCUUCUUUGCUGGAGGGUCCAGACACAUCAUCAGAAACAUAUGCCACAUUGCUAUGCACACCUCUUUUAAAACAGCUAACUCCAGAAUUUAAAAAUAAGCUUCCUAUGCAUUUAGUUUCUAAAGCAACUGAGAUAAAACUGAAUCAGCUUCCAGAGAUGGUGAACAUAUCAUUACAGAAGUGUAAUUCUCACCCCCAAAGGGCUAUUUCAGAAGAUUACAGUUGCAGUCUUUAUCAAAAACAUACAGAAAAGAAGUUUAAGUCUCCAAAGGUUGAUACUAUACAAGCUAACUUAAAAAACAAUUACCAAGAUGUUCAUCCUCUCAGCUGUGUGAAGACAACUACUAAUGUUUCAAGUAGCAGCAUGAUGGUCUCGAUGGUUAAGACAAAACCAAAGGCCAUUGAAAAGCAAGAAAGUGUAACAUCACUAGCAACUUUGAGUAAUCUCCCACAGAGUCACAUUCUUCACAAGUUCUCAGAGAAAGAAAAGGAAGACCUUCUUGCACACCUUUGUGCCAAAACAGUGGAGAUACAAACAAUAGGCCUUCCCGGAAUUGUAGUACAAUCUUAUGCAAUAGCCAAUGCUCAGGAUAAGUCAAAACCUUUAUUUAAGUGUAUCCAUCCUGCCACAAAAGGACCAAAACAAACAAACAGAGUUUUAGUACUUUUCAAUGAAAAAUCUUUUUGUGAAAUUGACUGUGAUUUGCAAUACAAAUAUCUCCAAUCGCUCCCUAAACCUCUCACUGUGAUCUCUAGGCCAAAUGCACUUUCCAAACCCACUGCCAAGUUAAGCGUGGAUUCAGGCUCAGAAUAUAUAAAAGUAGAAGCAAGUGAGGAAAGUAGUACUCAUUCCUUUGACAAAGAACUUUUGCAUGUUUCUUUUCUAAAGCAAAAUGCACAAGAAAAGUCAUUACCCUCCAGAAAAUUCCAGAAGUCUACCAAUGUGCCUGCCUUUUUCCCUGGUCUAGAAGGCACAGAACAGAAUGAUAUAAUUCUUUCAGAUUUAAAAUUAGAAAUGACAACAGAAAGGGAUAAAGAAUGUCAUGUGUGGUUUCAAGAAACCAAUUCAUACAAGCACUCUGUUUCAGGAACUCAGCAAAAUACUGCUGGUUUAUCUGAUUCAAAUUUUGAUGAUGGGAUUUCUGAUGAUGGGAUCGAUAUCCCCCUAAAUACUGAGACAUCAACUGACGUGGUGGAAUGUCCAGCUCCUGAAGUAAGUGACAGUGAGGAAUGUGUGUUUAUAGAAACAAAUUUUUGCUUAACUCAGGAUUCACAGGAGCUUCUGUUUGAGGUACCCAAAGGCAUUCCAUUGACAAAUAUUCACAAAGUCAAUGAAGCAACUUAUUUGAAACCAUUUUACUCUGAAGAUCCAAAUGACAAUACUAGAAUCUGUAGGAAACAUACCUCCCCUUGCUAUCAGUUUAAAAAUAACAGGAAAUGUAGGUCAAACUCCAAAAUGCAGCCUUCUGACUGGCCGUCUCACAGCUCAGCCAACACUAUUGAAAUCGAGUCUAAAUCAUCUUCCAUAACGUUCAGUAAAGCAAAGCACUGGACCACGACCACAUGGAGCAGAACAAGCUACUCUUUAACCUCCUCAACAACCGAAUCAAAUAUUAAAUUGAGUCUCACAAAAAAACAUGGCAAGUCUCACAUGUACCCACAAAUCAAAGAAAGAAGGAAGGCUAAAUCUGAUUUAUGGAGAAAGUCCCAAAUCUACCAGAGUUCAGAUUGCAGCCACUCUCACGGUGAAAAAAAGCAGGCAAGGAAAAAAAGACUAUAUCAUUGUGAAUCAAAAGAGUCAAAUUCACAAACCAAUCAGAUGCCAGAGCCAAAUUCUCAUUGGCAGAAUAUCAAAUUCUAUUCAGAAAGAAGAGGAAAACAGCCCUUUUUUUAUGUCUGUGUACCAGCAGAUUCAAUGGAUGUUAUCCCCCAAACCAUUCGCUGGGUUGUCCCCCCUAACAUAUUACAAAAGAGACACUUCCAAAUUCCGCAAGUGGCAAAUAUUUCAAAUUCUUGUAAUCGAUGGAGUUCAUCAAAAAAAUUUUUGGACUCACUCGCAGGGGCCUUUAAUACAGUCCGAUAUGGGCUGAUACCGGUGGCACGUGGAUGCUCCUGA